AUGGUAAUCCUGCCCUGGGAAAACCAAACGGUAGAAUCCUUUGUGCUUAGAGGAUUCUCUUCCAUCCAAGAGCUAAAUAUUUUCCUCUUUAUGAUGUUUUUAGUUUUUUACAUCUUAAUUGUUUCUGGAAACAUCCUCAUUGUCCUGCUAGUUUUAUUCAGCCAUCGCCUCCAUACCCCCAUGUACUUCUUCUUGGUGAACCUGUCCUUUCUGGAGAUCUGGUAUACCUCCAAUAUCGUCCCCAAGAUGUUGAUAAUUAUCCUAGCUAAACAGAAGACGAUAUCUGUGUCUGGCUGCCUGGCACAGUUCUACUUCUUUGGAUCCUUGGCUGCAACAGAGUGCCUCUUGCUUGCUGUGAUGUCCUAUGACCGUUACCUGGCCAUCUGCCAACCUCUCCACUAUCCCAUCCUCAUGACUGGCCCUUUCUGCGUUAGACUGGCUGCCAGCUCUUGGCUCUGCUGCUUCCUUCUCACAGCAGUCACGAUGGUCCUACUGUCUAGACUAACCUUCUGUGGACCCAAUGAAAUUGAUCACUUCUUUUGUGACUUCACCCCUCUGGUCCAUCUCUCCUGUAUGGACACCUCGCUAACUGAGAUGGUUGCCUAUUCCACCUCUUCUGCAGUGACUCUGUUUCCCUUUCUCCUCAUCACAGCCUCCUACUCCUGCAUCCUUGCUGUUAUCCUUAGAAUUCCAUCUGGCACAGGCCGGCAAAAGGCCUUCUCCACAUGCUCCUCCCACCUCACGGUGGUCAUAGUAUUUUAUGGGACUCUGAUCGCCACAUAUCUCGUGCCCUCAGCCAACUCUUCCCAACUCUUGCGCAAAGGGUUUUCUCUGCUCUAUACCAUCCUGACACCCAUGUUCAACCCCCUCAUCUAUAGCCUAAGGAACAGAGACAUCCUUGAAGCCCUGAAGAAGUGCUGGAGUAAGAAGCCAGAUUUCCUUGUGUGA
Sus scrofa (pig) is the source of this 948-nucleotide messenger RNA. Its product is annotated as olfactory receptor 11A1-like. Gene Ontology annotation, molecular function: G protein-coupled receptor activity; olfactory receptor activity. Gene Ontology annotation, cellular component: membrane. The record is from RefSeq and is a predicted model, not a curated record. Gene Ontology annotation, biological process: G protein-coupled receptor signaling pathway. Lineage: Eukaryota; Metazoa; Chordata; Mammalia; Artiodactyla; Suidae.